Molecule: messenger RNA, 882 nt
Organism: Austrofundulus limnaeus
Lineage: Eukaryota; Metazoa; Chordata; Actinopteri; Cyprinodontiformes; Rivulidae
Product: 5'-AMP-activated protein kinase subunit gamma-1
Biological process (GO): protein phosphorylation; regulation of catalytic activity
Cellular component (GO): cytoplasm; nucleotide-activated protein kinase complex; nucleus
Molecular function (GO): AMP binding; protein kinase binding; protein kinase regulator activity
Source: RefSeq, a predicted model, not a curated record
GUGCAGAUCUACGAGCUGGAGGAACAUAAGAUUGAAAGCUGGAGAGAGCUGUAUCUGCAGGAGACCUUCAAACCUCUGGUCCACAUCCCACCUGAUGCCAGUGUGUUUGAAGCCGUCCAUUCUCUGAUAAAGAACAAGAUUCAUCGACUUCCUGUCAUCGAUCCCAUCAGUGGGAAUGCUCUGUACAUUCUGACCCACAAGAGGAUCCUGAAGUUCCUGCAGCUCUUUUUGUGUGAGAUGCCCAUGCCGGCCUUCAUGAAGCAAACUCUGGAAGAACUUGGAGUAGGAACAUACUCCAACAUCGCCUACAUCCACCCCGACACGCCGCUCAUCAUGGCCCUGUCUGUCUUCACGCACCGCCGUGUCUCCGCCCUGCCCGUCGUCGACCACAGUGGGAAAGUUGUGGACAUCUACUCCAAGUUUGAUGUGAUUAACCUGGCGGCUGAGAAGACCUACAACAACCUGGAUGUGACGGUGACUCAAGCUCUCAGACACAGGUCACAGUACUUCGAAGGAGUCAUGAAGUGCAACAAGCUGGAGACUCUAGAGACCAUUGUGGACCGCAUCGUUAAGGCUGAGGUUCACAGGUUGGUCAUUGUUGAUGCAGAGUCUCACAUCGUGGGCAUCGUGUCUCUGUCAGACAUCCUGCAGGCUCUGGUCCUGACCCCUGCAGGUCUGGGGAGGAAAGAGUCCAUCCCAUCUCAAACUGGAACUGUGGACUUAUCUGAGCCUGGGACAGCAGGUCCAGUCGGCUCAGACCAGGGACAGAACCAGGAGACCGGCAGGGAGGAGGACUCCACUGUGAGCUGCCAGCAGGAGGAGGAGACACCUGAGGAGGUGGCAGGAGGAGAAGAUGAGACAGUGGAGGAGACAAGAGGAGAG